AUGUCGACCACCGACAGCAUCCCCCCGCACGCGUCGCCCGCAAGUGACCCAAAGUCCAUCACAGGCCUCCUCUCCCGCGCUCUCCGCCGCAUCCGCUCCACGCCCCCCAGGAUCAUCGCAUCCCCCGCGACCCAGCCUCGCCGCGCAGCCGUCGCCCUCAUCCUCCGCGUCGUGCCCCCGCCCAAUGUGCCCCUCCCGCCCUCCCCGCCGCCCGCGCCCCCCUCUCUCACCGACUUUUUCGACCUCGACUGGGUAAAACACCCCGCCGCCCGCCCCGAGAUCCUCUUCCUCCGCCGCGCAAAGGCAGACGCCUCCGAGGCCCACGCCAACACCCGCGACGCCCACGUCGCUUUUCCCGGCGGCAGGAUGGAGGAGGGCGACGAGGGCGGCCUCUACACCGCCAUGCGCCAGACCUGGGAGGAGAUUGGCCUCGAUUUGGCAGAGGCCGACUACACCUGCAUCGGCCAGCUCGACGACCGCGAGAUCACCACCUCGCUCGGCAAGCGCCUUCUCAUGAUCCUCUCUCCCUACGUCUUCCUGCAGCUCACCCCCACGGACCCGUCCACGGACCCGACCCCUGAGACGUCCCUGCACUGGAUCCCGCUCACCGCCCUCUUCCCGUCCCCGACGUCCGUCAUCGGGCCCUGCCCCGGCCCGCUCUGGUCCACCGUGACCGUCGACGCCGCCUCGCGCCUCGCCCCGCGCCACUCCACCGCCCUCCGCCUCCUCAUGCGCGCCCUCGUCGGCAGCAUGCAGUUCCCCGCCCUCGUCCUCGCGCCCCCCGCCGCCCCCAUCGACCCCGACGCCAGCCCCGAAAAAGAGCCCCUCCCGCGCGGCUCGCUCGAAGCCCUCAAGCUCUGGGGCCUCUCGCUCGGCAUGACCCUCGACCUCCUCGCCUACAUGGCCCCCGCCCCCGGCGCCCCGCUCACCCCGUGGGACGCCGACGCCCUCAUGGGCGUCUCGGGGCUCCCGCUCGGCGCGGACGAGGACAUCGACUACGACUCGGGCAGGGGCGGCCGCCGCGGACGUGGGCGCAUCAACGCGCCGCCGAGCUUGACCGCCGUGUUCCCGCGCUUCUCGUACCCGGACGUGAACUUCUGGAUCUGGGUGUUCGGGAAGCGCUACCGCGAGGUGAUCCGUGGAUGGGAGACCUCCGUGCGCGCAGGCGGCACGAACGACAGACGGAUAAACUGGACGGGUGCCGCACUGACGACGUUCUACGCCGCCGUGCGCAAGGCGCUCAUCGUCGUGCUCGUGCUCCGCGCCAUCGGCGUGCUCGUGAGCGUCACCGUCGGCCUCUGGUGGGCGUUCCGCUGA
This is a messenger RNA of Heterobasidion irregulare TC 32-1, 1317 nucleotides long. RefSeq lists its product as uncharacterized. NCBI's taxonomy places the organism in Eukaryota, Fungi, Basidiomycota, Agaricomycetes, Russulales, Bondarzewiaceae. Gene Ontology annotation, molecular function: coenzyme A diphosphatase activity. Bases 1 to 1317 code for a protein of 438 amino acids. The record is from RefSeq and is a predicted model, not a curated record. The transcript has 8 exons.